Messenger RNA from Alternaria metachromatica, 843 nucleotides. RefSeq lists its product as uncharacterized. The transcript has a single exon. NCBI's taxonomy places the organism in Eukaryota, Fungi, Ascomycota, Dothideomycetes, Pleosporales, Pleosporaceae. The record is from RefSeq and is a predicted model, not a curated record. Gene Ontology annotation, molecular function: RNA polymerase II cis-regulatory region sequence-specific DNA binding; DNA-binding transcription factor activity. Gene Ontology annotation, biological process: regulation of transcription by RNA polymerase II. The coding region runs from base 1 to 843 and encodes 280 amino acids.
AUGCCAAUGUACGAUAACGUCGAAAGCCCGGCAUUCCAUCAUGUUCGCUCUCCAGUCAACCACGAAACCUGGGCAGCAGAACCAGAACAUGUCUGGAGACCGAGUUACCCUGAUCUUCCCACAUGGGGCUCGCAACAGUUUUCGUUACCUUACCACGGUGGUCCAGCCUGCGAGCAGAUGUCACUGCAACCGGUUCAGCAAUACGUCCCUCACUCUGGCCCUCCAGUAGCCCCGGCAUACAUUCCCUACCACGCACCAGCUCCCUUUGCUACUGCCAGGGUUGCUAACCCAGGGCCCUUGAAGAAGGAACUGGCUAGUGACGCUGGACACAGUGAGAAGGAAAGCGACUCAGAAUCCGAAGACUCUGAGAGUGAUGAUGAUGCCUCGUUGCACGGUUCGUCAUACUCGUCCUCCCGGCGGUCUGGAGCGAAUGCCAACGUCAUGAAGCUCGGAAAAUGGGGCGAGAAUCCUGCUUCGUAUCCCCUUCACCACACGCUUGACGUAAGGCACUGGCAAUGUCCUCUAGAUGACAAGGAUCAUACUGGAGUCCCAUGCCCUAAAAGAUUCCAACGACCGGAACAUCUUCGACGCCACGUCAGGACUGUCCAUGGCAAUGACAGGUGCCACUUCUGCAAAGUGUGUCCCAAAACCUUUUCUAGGGGCGACAACCUCCGCGAUCACUACUGGACGCACGUGAACCGUGGAGGCAGAGCAGGGAAGAACAACAAGAUGAGCAUUCCCGAGUUGAAGGCAAUCCUCGGUCCCAAGGAGCGGCCGCUCAUCAGACGUCUCAAGAUGAAACUGAACCUGCUGAAGGAAAGGAACAUGAGAGCGAAGCUUUGA